AUAAGGAUGAAGGAAGAUCAGAAAUAAGGAAGUCACACCUGGUUCCAUCCAGAAAAGCAGCUUCAGUGGACUCAGCCAUUGCAUCCCGAUUUCCCCGGUCCCUUCUAAUCAAGAUGAACCAUCCCACCCAGAGCAGUACACAAAUGCAAUCUGAGGAGCCAAGGACUGGCCAGGCAAAUGGAAGACUUGUAAACCACUCUCUGCAGUCAGUUAAAUUUAAUCCCACAGUACGACACAUAGUAAUUAAUGAGGAUACUGAUGUCACUUUUAAUUGCUCAAUUAAUGUACCUCGAUUAUUAAUCAAUCAAGAUUCUUUUGUUAUUGCCUUGUGGAAAGAUGGGAAGGAACUGCAUGUACCUGACCGCAUAGCCAGCCGAUAUUACGAGGUUUUUGAUGGGGAAGAAAUAACAUUGAUCUCUACCUUCAGCAUAAUCCGUGCACAGCGCUCCGAUAAUGGAUCCUACAGCUGUAAGCUGAAAAUCCACAAUGAUGAGAUCGUGUCAGACCCAAUAUUUGUUCAGCUGGAAGGGCUCCCACACUUCAUCCAGCAGCCCCGGAGCCUGAAUGUUACUAGGAACAGGCCUUUCAAUCUCACCUGCCAUGCGGUGGGGCCUCCAGAGCCUGUACAGAUUCACUGGUUUUGGAACAGCAGCAAAGUGAAUGAAAAACCUGACAUUUCUCCCUCCAUCCUAACUGUGCCAGGGCUUAAUGAACCAGCAAUCUUCAGCUGUGAAGCUCACAACAGAAAAGGACUGAGUACAUCAAUUGAAGGGCAGAUUAACAUAAAAGGAAUACCAUCUCCACCCAUGAAUGUGCAUGCCCUGAACAGAUCAGCCCAUGACAUUUUGAUUGCCUGGAUCCCAGGCUUUGAUGGCUACUCUCCUUUCAACAGCUGCAGUGUUCAGGUCAAGGAAGCUGUUCCACAAAGUGAUGGCUCACUGAUGAUCUACAACAUCUCUGCACCGCCUCAUCUGUAUCACAUCCAGCAGCUGUUGCCCAUGGUGGAUUAUAGUGUUCGUGUUUCCUGUAUGAAUGAGGUUGGCUGGUCUGCAUUUAGCCCCUGGAUUCCAGCCAGCACAACUGAAGGAGCCCCAUCUGUUCCACCUCUGAAUGUAACAGUGUCAUUCAAUGAGUCCAGCUCCUCCCUGGAAAUCAGAUGGGUCAGGCCACCCAUUGGGCCAGUGCAUGGUGAGCUGCAGGGCUACAAGAUUUUGCAUCAGUGGCAGAACUCCAAGUUAACUCAGAAUCUUUCUUCUGAAGUCAAGCAGAAUGCCAGCUCUGCCAUCAUCCCUGUGGUUGCUACCAAUUCCACAUGUUCUGUGCGAGUUGCUGCCUUCACAAAGGGAGGAGUUGGGCCCUUCAGUGACCCUGUGGAAGUCUUCAUUCCGGGGAACGGUUUAAUAACCUUGGCACCUUCUUCGACGCCAGCAUCUGGAAAUACAGAGCCCUUUGUCAUAGUCCUUGGCGUUUUCUGUGGGCUUGCUUCUGUUGGGCUGAUCCUAUAUCUCUCUGUGAUUAUCAAGAAAAGGUUGACAGAAACAAAAUUUGGGAAUGCUUUCAGCCCCAGUGAUUCAGACCUGGCAGUAAACUUCACAGCGAAGAAAUCCUACUGUCGGAGAGCUGUUGAACUUACAUUGGGCAGCCUGGGCGUCAGCGAGGAACUGCAGCAGAAGCUCCAGGACGUUGUGAUUGAUAGAAAUUCCCUCACCCUGGGGAAGAUUCUGGGAGAAGGAGAGUUUGGGUCAGUGAUGGAGGGGCAUCUGAGCUUGCCCGAUGGGAGGACUCAGAAAGUAGCCGUAAAGACCAUGAAGUUGGAUAGCUUUUCCCAACGAGAGAUUGAAGAGUUCCUCAGUGAAGCAGCCUGCAUGAAGGACUUUGACCACCCAAACGUCAUCAGACUCCUAGGUGUCUGUAUAGAGCUGAGCUCUCACCAGGUCCCCAAGCCCAUGGUUAUUCUCCCAUUCAUGCAAUAUGGGGACCUGCACAGCUUCCUGCUUCGCUCAAGGCUUGAAACAGGUCCUCAGUAUGUACCACUGCAGACUUUGCUGAAAUUUAUGGUUGAUAUUGCACUAGGAAUGGAGUACCUGAGUAGCAAGCAUUUUCUUCACAGAGAUUUAGCUGCUCGAAACUGCAUGUUACGGAACGACAUGACUGUGUGCGUAGCAGAUUUUGGUUUAUCGAAGAAGAUUUAUAGUGGAGAUUAUUACCGUCAGGGGCGUAUUGCAAAAAUGCCUGUAAAAUGGAUUGCAAUAGAGAGCCUUGCAGAUCGGGUGUACACAACCAAGAGUGACGUGUGGGCGUUUGGUGUCACAAUGUGGGAGAUAGCAACCCGUGGAAUGACUCCCUACCCAGGAGUGCAGAACCAUGAAAUCUAUGACUACCUUUUUCAUGGUCACAGGUUGAAACAGCCAGAAGGUUGCUUAGAUGAGAUGUAUAAGAUAAUGUACUCCUGCUGGAAAGCAGAUCCUGUGGACCGACCUACAUUCUCACAGUUAAAAAUCCAGCUAGAGAAGCUGCUGGAAAGCUUGCCUGAGGUGAAGGGGUCUGAAGAUGUCAUUUACAUCAACACAAGCCUGCUAGAGGAAGAGGAGGAGGAAGAGUUGACAAAAGAUUCAGGAUUCCCUGAGAUAGACACAGAUCUCAAUCCCAAUGAUAUCAUUGAGUCCUGCUCCCAAGAAUUGCAUGCAGCCAUUGUCAAGGUUGAUGUCCAUGAAAGUGAGCAGCAGGAGGAAAGGUAUAUUUUAGAACGGAUUGCUGAAAACCCAGUGGCUGGUGCCAGGAGGGUGGAGCAGGUGAACACUCCUUUGCUGCAGCAUGAUGUUUCUCCAAAUGGAACUUCUUGGCCUGAGGCAGACACACAGCCCUUGAGCAGCCUGCUAGGAGACACGUUGUUGUAUGCAGAUGAUUCAUUUGAGGAUUCUGAAGUUCUGCUGUGAAACAAGAACUGGGUUCUUGGACUCUGAAAAUUGGAGAACUGAGCUGUUCUGUGGCUCAAAAUGCACAGCAAAGAUUUCACUUGGUAUAUUUGUGUGUUACAGAAUGAGCAUUAUAGGAAAAUAUGCUGUUCAAAUAUGGUCUAACUGGUGGCCACAGAACCAUGAACUCUUUGAACUUGUAUAAAGCGUUAUCUAUAGCAAUCUAUAUAUAGAAAGAGAGAUGAGAUUAUAUUUUAAUAAAUGACAGCCUGUCUAUUUUGGUCUAUUUUAUUUCUUCUGUUAUUGCUAUUUUUGUAUCAGAGUUUUUUCCCUUUCCUGGAGGAUUUUCCUAUGUAUAUAUGUCAAUAUUAAAAUGAUGUUUCUCAUGCUGUUCUUUUUAUUAUUAA
Molecule: messenger RNA, 3322 nt
Organism: Alligator sinensis (Chinese alligator)
Lineage: Eukaryota; Metazoa; Chordata; Crocodylia; Alligatoridae
Gene: MERTK
Product: MER proto-oncogene, tyrosine kinase
Exons: 18
Coding region: 114-2936 (940 amino acids)
Biological process (GO): phagocytosis; multicellular organism development; cell migration
Cellular component (GO): signaling receptor complex
Molecular function (GO): ATP binding; protein binding; transmembrane receptor protein tyrosine kinase activity
Source: RefSeq, a predicted model, not a curated record